Hydra vulgaris (swiftwater hydra) is the source of this 2715-nucleotide messenger RNA. RefSeq lists its product as uncharacterized. Lineage: Eukaryota; Metazoa; Cnidaria; Hydrozoa; Anthoathecata; Hydridae. The record is from RefSeq and is a predicted model, not a curated record.
CAAUUGCACUCCUGCGCAAAUAUUUUUACAAAAUGGGCCAAAUUUUGGGACCUAAUAUCUCCAAAACGAAUAGCAAUUUUUGAAAAAAAAAUUUACCAGUGGUCUAUUUUCAUUGUUUUUUACAAAAUAUCUGAAAAUGAAGACAAUUUGAAGACAUCACUUCCAGACUUUGCCUAUAUUUCUCAGACAAUGGCUCUUAAACACAAAAUAUUUAUUAAAUAACUGUGUACAUGUACAAUGGCAAUUUACGGAGCCUAGUUGAUCUAGCUUUAACAGCCGAUUUAUGUUAAAAAUAAGUCCAACUUUGAUUUAAAUUGUUUAAGUGUUUUAGAAUCUACAAUGUUUUGAUCAAAGUUAUUCCAGUUGUUAAUAACACGGUUCGUUUAGAAAUAGUACCUCUUUGGAUUUUUAGUUAAUUGUCUAUAAAACCUCAUAUUGUGACCUUUCGUAUUUGAAAGCUAUUAAAUCUAAAAUAGAUUGGUUUUCUGUAGUGGAACUUAAAGAUACAUUGUUUUUAGAGAAUAUUUAUUUUAAAGAGUAUAUCUAGAAGAUUUUUUUAAUUAUUAUUUUAUAUUCAAAGUGUAGUACAUACUCAAACAAUCUAAUCCAAACAUUGUAAAAUAGAUAUUAUCAUAGCAAGAGAUUUUAAUCAAACAUUCAGAUUUUUACUAGAUUAUUUAUUUCACUUGGUUUUGAAAAACAAACGUUGCACGAUAAAUUAUAAAAGAAUUUUUGUUGUUAUUAAUUAAGCAUGAAAAGAUUAGAAGUUAUAAACAUAAUUGAAGAAGUUGGUACAAAUAAUGCGAACUUGCAAGCCAUUUUAAAAACUGAGAUGGAAAAAAAGCUCACCAAUAACAAACUUUCUGAUGACAUCAAUGACGUAGAACUCUCCGAAAAAAUUAGACUUUUUAUUCAAAAAUUUAGAAUUAAGUAUGCAAAACAUAGUCGUAAUUUUGAAGGACUAAUUAAACAAGAAGAACACUGGUUAGAGUGUGAUAAUAAAGAUACUAAUCCUGAAUCAACUUUAAAAGGAGGAAGACCAGAAAAAAAAUGGGCAGAGUAUUCAUUAAGAACAAAAAGAAGGAAAGUUUCAAGUUUAGCUAAAAUCCAUACAACUGAAGAAUUAUCAGAAGCUGUUAUUUUGCAUGCGAAAUCUAGUCCUGGAAAAUCUUAUUUGGGAAAGAAAAUUAAACUACUUUCUGAAAAUAAAAAUGAAACAAACCAAAGUGAUAAACAUCAACCUAUUAUGAUGUCUGCAGAUCAAGCUUUAUCGCUCAAAAUUCAUUGUGAUUUGAGUGAUUUGCAAUGUCAGAUGAUUAGAAACUCAUCUCUAGUGCAAAAUGCCAACAUUUAUCCUCCAUUAAAAACAAUCCUUGAAUCUAAAGCAGAUUGUUAUCCAAAGGAUUUGCUUAUUACAGAAACGUCUGCAAAUUGUAAUUUACAGAACAUGGUUAACCAUACUUUGUCUCGAAUUUUAAAACUAAAUUUUGAGCUGCUUCAGAAUUUAGAUAAAACUGUAACCCAUGGGGUAUUUUGAAAUAUGGUAUGGACGGUUCAUCUUUGCAAAGUAUUUAUAAUCAAAGAUUUGACUAUACUGAUAUUUCUACUGGAGUGCAGAAUGAACAGUCUGUAUUUCAAACUGCAAUAGCUCCUUUGAAAUUAAGAGUUGGGGAUUCAAACAUCUGGAAUAAUCAAAAGCCAUCCAGUCCUCAUUUUUGUAGACCUCUUCAAUUAAAAUACCAAAAAGAAACAAGUGAACUUAUUGCACAAGAAGAAAUUAAGCUUAGAAAACAAAUUGAAAAUCCGUAAGACUAUAUUUUAAAUUUAGAUCUAUGUAAUAAAAAGCACUGUUUGAUAAAAAUAAAAAUUACUGUUGACUUAACUAUGCUUGAUGUCUGUAAAUGCUAUCAUGCUUUUGAAUUCAUCGCAAUCGUGCAAUCUUUGUUUUGCGAAACCAAGUGAAAUGAACAAUUUAGUAAAAAUCAGGAUGUUUAUUCCUGAUGAAAAAUGUCUUACUAUAGACUUUUUCAGUAUGUGUUACACUUAGGCUAUAAAAUGAAAAUUAAAAAAUAUCAAGCAAGAUCAAAAGAACAUAAGCUUUCUGUUAUUGAGCAAAAAAUUAAAAUUCAGAACUAUUUUAGAAGUGAGCUUAGUCUUGUUGUUGAUAUUGCAAAGCAUGGCUAUGGUUCCUCAAACACAGGAAAUACAGCACGAAGAGCAUUUGAGAAUGCAGAUACUUUUGCAGACACUAUGGGAGUUAAUGUUGAAAUUAUUCUUAGAUUGAGAAAUAUAAUGAAAGUUGUUUGCAGUGGGUACCACCUUGAUUUGGAGGCCUUUAAAAAAUAUUGUUUAGAUACUUCUGAAAUAAUUGUUGAAAAGUAUAACUGGUACAUAAUGUCACCUACUGUACACAAGCUACUGAAGCAUGGUUUUCAAAUUUCUGAAUCUUUUGAACUCCCAGUAGGUAUAUAUUCAGAAGAGGCUCAGGAAGCACCAGACCAUAGACCAUACUUGUAAAAUUUCGAGAAAAAAUGCAAUGGAAAACCAAUAUCAUUAUCUUCUAUUACAUAGCGAUUCAAUAGUUUCAUCUUUCAGAUUCAAAAUGACGAAAUCUAUUGGUACUGUUAACUUAGAUUCUGAAGUCUUAAAGCUUUUGCUUGUUGAACAAUAAAUAUUCUUUAAAUGAUUUUUUUAAGCUAUUUUAGUAGUAAUUCU